This is a messenger RNA of Baudoinia panamericana UAMH 10762, 410 nucleotides long. RefSeq lists its product as uncharacterized. The transcript has a single exon. Bases 190 to 387 code for a protein of 65 amino acids. The record is from RefSeq and is a predicted model, not a curated record. NCBI's taxonomy places the organism in Eukaryota, Fungi, Ascomycota, Dothideomycetes, Mycosphaerellales, Teratosphaeriaceae.
CGCCCACUUCGAUGCGCCUCGUCUUCCAUAACCUCCUGACGUGCGCUGAUGCCAAUGUUUCGAUCGCACAACUGUGAACAACAGUCCGAAGCAUAGCUUCUACCUCAUCCGGGCGAAGUGCCACCUGUUCAGCGGUCUCGCAUCGAUAUACACAACGAUCUACGGGUUUACUGCCUUGUUGAAGACGAGAUGGCGACACUACUAUGGCAGCGAGACAUCAGCUCAGAUCUUAGCGGCGUCGAACAUACGUAUUCAUCGUGGGACUCGUGCAUGAGUGAGGCGUACUGGUCCGUCCAUCCCUUCCCUCCUCUCCUACCAAGGCCAGACCGACUGAUAUGUUCCACAGCAAAUGGCCCGCAAUUGUCGGAAUCAUCGUCGGCUCCCUGAUAGUCCUCUCGCUGCUUGUCUGC